UCAGUGUCCAUCAGUGCCAGCUCUCAUGCCAGUCAGUGCCACCUAUCAGUGCUGCCAAUCAGUGCCACCUAUCAGUGCCAGUCAAAGCCGCCUAUCAGUGCCAGUCAGUGCCGCCUAUCAGUGCCCGUCAGUGCUGACAGUCAGUGCCGCCUAUCAGUGCCACAUAUCAGUGCCGCCUAUCAGUGCCAUAUAUGAGUGCUGCCUUUCAGUGCCCAUCAGUGCUACCUACCAGUGCCUCCUCAUUAGUGCCCAUCAGUGCCACCUAUUAGUGCCCAUCAGUGCAGCCUCAUUAGCGCACAUCAGUGAAGGAGAAAAAUCACUUAUUUACAAAAUUUUAUAACAAAAACUAA
Staurois parvus is the source of this 350-nucleotide messenger RNA. The record is from the annotation of a GenBank genome assembly. Lineage: Eukaryota; Metazoa; Chordata; Amphibia; Anura; Ranidae.